CCCUUUGCAGUGAGAUAUAAUGCCGCCCACAAACACAUCUAACAAACCAACAAAGAGGUCAGGAGUGGAGCAGAUUGUUCUUUUUUUUUCUGAUAGUAAGUCGUCUUCCUUAUCGACGAUGUCGUCACAUUAAUUAGCAAGUCACUCUCUAGGUCCCUCAACGUCUCAGGACUCUUGUAGCGGACUUGUAUUUACUACCAUUGUGGAUGUGUGAAGGUGCCUGCCACACAGACGACUGUCACAAACUCACGAUUGCCUGUUGCUCAAAUGCUCGCGUGUCUCUCAGUGUGUCUGUGACCGUUGCCAUAGCGAUGACACACAUGCCGAACUUUUCUUUGAGGGGCGAGACUCCAGUCUCCAGGCCAGACACGCACUCAGCGGGUUUUCCCGGACAUGCGCACUCUGAUCACCUAGCCUUGACGCUAGUCCACAUUCUCCUGGCCUUGUGGGCUUGGCUGGCUAACUCCACGCAGAUCAUCAACCUGCUCUUGGACCGGAAAUUGCGGGACCAGCCUCGUACUGUCCUGAUGGUCAGUAUUGGUGUGGCGGAGUUGGUGGUUGCCGGUGUCCUGUGUCCACUUUACACGGACAGUCUCCUGCGAGGUCCAUGGCGCCAUGGUCCGGUGACGUGUUCUGUGUACGAAGCCAUCUUCUACCUGCAGGUGUGUGUCUCGUCUCUCGCCGUUCUUGUCUUCAACGUGGAGCGCCUGUACUUCCUGCUCGCACCAAGCAUGCUGACAGGUCGGGGCAAAGGUCGCGUGACCGUCCUCCUGACCUCGCUCCCGUGGGCUGUCGGGAUACUGCUGGUGCUGCCCCUGUACCUGCACGGCGCGCACGCCACGACAGUCAGCGGAGGACCUCACAGCACGUGCGUCGUGCACUGGCAACCGCACCUGCAUGUCCUCACCAUCUUCGUCAGCUUCUUCGCUCCAGGGUUCCUCGUCCUUGUCACCCUCGUCGUCGUCUUGCUUCUCUACGUCACGUCCGUCAUGCGCACGCACAGCCUGCUGGCUCCGGAAACACUGCAGGAGCGACUACAGCGGCGCCAAGACUGGAUCUCUGGCAGACGGCGACGACAACGCCAUGCCUCAGACGCCAGCCACCUCGAGUCCGACAUGAAGAACCGCCAGGAGUGCGUCCUCUCUGUCCUCCUCGUCAGCCUCGUCUCAGUAGGUCUUCAGUUUCCUUUCUUCACCAUGCUUCUCCUGAAGCUCUUCUGCACCGACCACGCUGCUCCCCCUUAUCGCAAAGUGGACCCGCCCCGGACCCCUCUCUGUCUGACUCCAUGGGUUCUACCACCUUGUCGUCCGAGGGGAGGUGUCAGUUCUCUGACGCCGUGUGGGCCGGUGUCAUGAUGGCCGGAAUGGCCAAGCCAGGACUGAUGCCCCUCCUGUGGCUCGUCUACGCUGACGUCAGAUCCGCCUUUAACCUGUCUGCGUGCGCUUGCGCAUGUUUUUUGACUCGUGCACACAAUUUGGUUUCUCGAAGUGCAGAUAACGGACACUCUGGCUCUCGGGCUGAUUCCAGACGCACUUUCGGCUCUUCAACAUCGGAUAAUUUUCGAGUCAUGGCUUCCACCAUACAUAGAGCUCAUCAAAGCUCUCAGGCGAGAGCUCAAGGUUUCUGUAAUGUCCAUGGUAAACAUCGUCUGUUCUUU
Molecule: messenger RNA, 1657 nt
Organism: Pomacea canaliculata
Lineage: Eukaryota; Metazoa; Mollusca; Gastropoda; Architaenioglossa; Ampullariidae
Exons: 4
Coding region: 207-1355 (382 amino acids)
Biological process (GO): G protein-coupled receptor signaling pathway
Cellular component (GO): neuron projection; membrane
Molecular function (GO): G protein-coupled receptor activity; peptide binding
Source: RefSeq, a predicted model, not a curated record